Molecule: messenger RNA, 1002 nt
Organism: Cadophora gregata
Lineage: Eukaryota; Fungi; Ascomycota; Leotiomycetes; Helotiales; Ploettnerulaceae
Exons: 4
Coding region: 1-1002 (333 amino acids)
Source: RefSeq, a predicted model, not a curated record
AUGGAAUCAACGACUACAAGCCAAACCAAGACCAUCAAGUCUGCUCGAAAUAGAUCAGAGUCUGUCCUCGGACCUCGACCACUUGCAGGGUAUUCGUCACCAAGUUCUGGUCCGAGAUCCUUUGGUGGGAGUGCUCAACAACCGUUUGAUCUCGAGGAUGAGGAUGCUAUGAUGUGGAUGAGAAUGGGAGUGGGAACUGGACAGCGCGAAGCUGGCAGCAGUAAAAGACCAAUCCGGGUUGAAGUCGAAGACAUUGACCGAGCGAAGCGCAAACCACAGAAUCUCCAGUUCAUCCAUCUCUCGCCACCGAAGAUCUAUGAGAAAGAGGUCGAAGCAAAGAAGCAGUGUGGGAAGAAAUCCUCCAUCGGGUACGAUCGCCGAAAUCCGAGUAUCUUUGACCCAUGGCAGCGAAUAGAAACGGCCCGCGCAAAAGACGCAAUGUUGAAACCUAAGAAAACGAUCCAACUGAAAAAUCAAAGCUUCCUUCGCAUCAAAGAUAUCCUCCACAACAUGCCAAACGCAAGAGUUGACCAUGACGAUCCACGCAUACCCGUCGAGCAAAGAACCGUCGAAGUUGGUAUCAAUGACUUCGAAAAGAUUCGGAACUUCCGUUUCACGAAUGAGAAAUUUCCGCUUGGGAGAAAUUGCGAUCCAAAGGAGUUUCGAAGUAUGGAACAUGCUAUUCUAGAUGGUGCACUGACUGUCAGAUGGAAGUAUACAUGUACGUAUGAGAAUGCAGCCGACAGACAUCAUAAUAUCUACAAGGAAACGUCAUUGGAGAGGCUGAGAGCCGAUGAAUGUACUCCUGGGUUCGAGAUCUCGGACAAAGUGCGAUGUACUCAUUGGAGAGGGGAGACUAUGCCAGGGGGAGCGUAUCGACCGUCGUCGGAAAAUGAAGAUUUGGUUAUUGCUCCAGACGGUCUAGGAAGGCAUGCAACCAGUCUUUUAUGGACUUCUGCCAAGGAUGUCCGAAUUCUGAAAGGCGAGAAGCCGAACUUCUGA